CUCCCUCCCUCCCGCCUAGGCUGCUCCACUCGCUUUCGCUCCGCUCGGCCUUCCCAGGCCCUCCCGCGCUGCUCAACAUGGCCGCUGCGGUGCGGCCGGGCGCGGAGCCGUGGAACCGCGUUAGGAUCCCCCAGGCAGGGAACUGCAGCACACUGACGGUGCAGGACCCCAGCGCCACCCUGGAUGUCUGCAUUGCAGCUGUCAUUAAAGGGUGCCACCUUGUCACACAGUCACUCAAGAGCCAGACCUUGGAUGCAGAAGUCGAUGUGUUAUGCUCAGUUCUCUACAGCAAUCACAACAGACUGGGCCGCCACAGGUCCCAUUUGGCCCUCAAACAGGUAGAACAGUGCUUAAAGCGUUUGAAACACAUGAAUUUGGAAGGCUCAAUUGAAGACCUCUCACAGUUGUCUGCCAAUGCAACUCAGCCGGGAGCUACGGAAAACCGCGUGGUGCCCAGCCAGCCGGUGGUGGAGGUGGUGCUGAUGAAGGUUCUGGGAGGUUGCAAGUUGUUACUGCGCUUGCUGGACUGCUGCUGCAAGACAUUUCUGUUGUGCGUGAAGCACCUAGGGCUACGGGAAUUCAUUAUUUUGAACCUUGUGAUGGUUGGGCUGGUGAGCAGGUUAUGGGUUCUCCAUAAAGGACUUCUGAGAAGGCUGAUUUCCCUCUAUGAGCCAUUGCUUAGAUUGCAUCAGGAGAUCUCCAGGAUUCAGCCCAUGCCUUACUUCAAAGAUUUUGCCUUUCCCUCUGACAUCACUGACUUUCUAGGGCCCUCUUACCUUGAAGUCUUUAAGGGGAAAACACCUGCAGCUUUUGCUACUAAAGGAGUAACAAAGUUGCUAAAUAAACUAUUUUUAAUGAGAGAACAACUACCAAAGAUCAAUGGAGACACCCUAGAUAGACUUUCCAAGCCAUCUGAACAAACAAAACAUGGUCCACAAAGCAGUGUGGACCUGGGACAGCCUGUGAAAGCCUGUAAAAGGACCAAAAACGAAAAGCCAUUGGGAUUUGACGUGCGGGUUUUCUGCACAAGACUUCGAAACAAAGCUACUCAGGAGACCAACAGCGAGUUUAAAUAUUUACAGUCCAAACUGAAGACAACCAAAAUUUCCUCUCAGAAACUCCACUCUCACUGGGCUAACAAUACUGUGCAAAGAAUCGGAAGGACCAUGACAUUCACCCAACUUUCUGAAGAAAUCAAAAUGGCAAUUGUGUGGUCUCGAAGCCAAAAGCUCAAGGCUCAGGCCACCUAUCUGGGCAACAAACUUCUUAAGAGUAAUAGACUUAGACAUGUGGAGUCUCAAGGUUAUAGUUUGCCAAAGAAGCUACAGUGCAUGAAAACAUCUCUUUGUAACUGCCUUCUCCGAGGAGGCUCUAGUACCAGCACUUCAAAGCAUCGUCCCAGACAAAGAAGAUCAAAGUUUAAAGUUUCAUCAAGACAAAGGAAACCGCAGAGAAAGUUACAGUCAACUCUUUUAAAGGAAACCCAGCAGGUCCCUGAAGGGACUCUGAAGAACACUAGGGACAGCAGUGCUGAGAGGAGAUGCUUUGGGACAAUUCAGAGGUCAGAUGUCUGUCCUAAUGGGAAGCAGGUCUUGAGAAAACUUGCAAAGCCUGACCUAAAAACCAAGAAGAUGGGGACCCUUGGGACUCUUCCAAGGGGCAGUGGAAACGAAUCAGGCUUUCGUUCGAGGAGACAGAUGCGCACACACGAUGUGCCCAACACUGCUAAAGAUGACAUUGAUGAUAUUUUUGCUUUGAUGGGAGUUUAGAUGUACUUGUGUGAAACUUCUGAGCAGUUAACAAGCUGGCCCAGCGUUCUGCUCCUUUAAGAUCUGGAAACACUGCUCAGGCCCAGAGCUGCUUCUGUGCAGUACUCCACCGGGGAGCAUUCAGUUCAAUAAACAGUCAUAGCAGCGUGUGUGUUUAUCAGAUGGUGAGUGUUUGCCUUUGACUGCAAGGUGUUAAAUAUGAUGAACAGUCUGAGGAGCACGCCCUUCAUGACUGAAACAAGUAGGAUUCUGAAUGUUAGAUGAUUUUAUGAUCUACUGUGGAGUUAAAAUCUGAAUAAUUUCACAAAAUCUUGAGUAUCUGAAGGUAAAGAGAACAAGGCUGGAGAAGUAGAGAAGCAAACCAUAAAGAGUCGCCUGGCCUCACUGACCCCGUUCCCUUUGUAAGGUUUGCACAUUUUGUGUGAGGGUGUGUGUAUAUGUGGAUAUCAGAGGGUGAUUUGUGAGAGUUGGUUCUGUCCUUCAUUUAUGGGUCCCAGGGGUGGUGUCCUAGUUAGGGUUUUACUGCUCUGAACAGACACCAUGACAGGGUAACUCUUAUAAGGACACCAUUUAAUUGAGGCUGCCUUACAGGUUCAGAGGUUCAGUCCGUUAUCAUCAAGGUAGGAGCAUGGCAGCAUUCUGGUAGGCAUGGUGCAGGAGGAGCUGAGAGUUCUACAUCUUGUUCUGAAGGCAAACAGAAGACUGGCUUCCAGGCACCUAGGAGGAAGGGCUUAAAGCUCACAGCCACAGUGACACACCUACUCCAACAAGGCCACACUUCUUAAUAGUGCCAAUUCCUGGGCCAGGCAUAGUCAAACCACCACAGGUGGAAUUCAGCUUGUCAGGAAGAGCAUCAUGUGUUUACCCAUGGGCUUAGCCAUCCACCUGCCCAGGUCUUCCUUUUGAAUAACAUGUGAGUGUAUGCUAUGUUAUUAAUGAAUUAUCGAAAGAUUCUCCAUUACUCAAAUGCUUAAAACAAUUACUUAAUCUUCAUUUUGUCACUGUAACUCCUAAGGGGGUAUAUAAAAAGACUUGGUGUUUUCCUAUUUAUUGUUCCUAUGAAACACUGCAAAAAAGUGGCUAAGUGUAUGCCAGGAAUAAGGCCAAUCAUGAACUUGAAACCUGGUAUCAACACCAUCACCUGAGUUUUUGUACACUCCUGUACUGCUAGUUACAAAAUGAGCUGCUCUACCCAUGAGAAAAGGUAAUGUAGUCAUGGGAAAUCUGCUGGGCCCUGCAGGUCAGAGGGGCAAGAGGGGUAAGCUUAGGAGAAAAUACAGUGAGCCCUCCCCCUGCCCUCUGUAGAGACCAGCUGUCCAGUGACAGCAUAGCCUAAGGCCUGCAGCCUGAAACCUUAGGCACAACUGGACACUUGCUUCAAAAGCCCGAGGGUGGGGAUGGUAAGGUGUGAAUCGACAUUGCACACUCACUUCAGCUAGGACACAGCUGAUUUCUGCUAUGAAACUGACUAUACUCAUGGGGCUCAAGAAAGCUACAAGUUGGAGAAUUUCUGAUUGGGGGAGUCUUGGACUUUGGGUAUUCUAUUAAAGUCUGCCAAUAGAUCCAUCUUGUAUCAAAUUCUAUAAUCUGAACCACUUCUGGGUCCUAACUUCACAGAUGAGGGCUGAAAGGAGCUUUAGGUGAUCCAGUUAUAUGUACAGUGUAUGAGAAUUUGUGACCUUUGAAGUCCUCGACACCACUGUGUCAAACCCCUGUUAAGUAGGGCUGGACCUUGCCUUCUGCUCUGGGACCUGUCCUGGUUUCUAGGCUUUUUAGAAUGUGUGAUAUGCGUGUGUAGUAUAUGUCUGUAUACAUGUAUGAGUGUAUGAAUCUCUGGGUGCUUGGGCAUGUACAACUGGGAAGAGGUGUGUACCUGCCUCAUCCUCUGGUCUCUGGGAAUGGAAUUUAGUGCCUCGUAUGCCAGGCAUGGCUUUACUACUGAUUGACGUUCCCUUGCACUGGAGGGCCAUGUCUUGAGAAUGCUCAGAAAGUCCCUCAAGACCAAGCCCCAUGCCUGCCUGUGUGGCGUGGCAUGCUGGGCAAGCAGUCUUUCCACUUCACUGCCCCCUUUUCUGAUCACCUCAUGUCUGCCACUGUGGGAAACGUUGACAGACAGUUCUGCUUUUGGCAGAAGGAUGGCUUUGAAUGUAAUUAUUUUGAUAUCUAUGUUUUGCUUUGUGAAAAAAAAUUAAAACCAGAUUCUUUUUUUUUUUUCAA
This is a messenger RNA of Apodemus sylvaticus (European woodmouse), 3986 nucleotides long. It is a transcript of the gene Rmp64, whose product is annotated as nucleolus and neural progenitor protein. Lineage: Eukaryota; Metazoa; Chordata; Mammalia; Rodentia; Muridae. The coding region runs from base 78 to 1769 and encodes 563 amino acids. The record is from RefSeq and is a predicted model, not a curated record. The transcript is spliced from 9 exons. Gene Ontology annotation, biological process: positive regulation of Notch signaling pathway. Gene Ontology annotation, cellular component: nucleus.